Molecule: messenger RNA, 4969 nt
Organism: Haplochromis burtoni (Burton's mouthbrooder)
Lineage: Eukaryota; Metazoa; Chordata; Actinopteri; Cichliformes; Cichlidae
Gene: sfi1
Product: SFI1 centrin binding protein
Exons: 30
Coding region: 439-4239 (1266 amino acids)
Molecular function (GO): phosphatase binding
Source: RefSeq, a predicted model, not a curated record
AUAAAGACCCCGUCCUCGCGGGCAGUCAACGACUGACAUUUCGUGUCAUCGUCGUUAAACUGAGGGGACCUUAACUACGUUCUUCCCGUGUGAAGUAAACAUUUCAGAAUGUAAACUGUUGUAGAGGGAGGUGUAUGAAAAACAGCACCCCAUAUUGAGAAGUUUAUUAAGCAGACCUUGACUCUUACAACUACCACAACCAGUUUAGUGUGGAGCGGCAGCGGAGGUUGUUGCUGUUGACAACUGUGUAUCGAAGACACCAAGUGGUCACGUGAUAAGGAAAAACAAACGCGCGGCACUUUGUAAAGAGUUUUAACGUGAGCAUAAAUGAAGGUAAUUUUGUCAUGUAAGCUACGACAGCCUUCAAAGUGUAAAAUGAGGAUGAUUGUAUAUGAGAAGUGAUGCGAUUCGGUGCUCUGUAUAAUAGGCGCUUGAAAAAUGCAAAGUAGCGGCGGAAACUCAGAUCCAGUAAGACCCCGUUUAAACUAUGUCAGAUCUCGUGGCGAAGCAAAACAGGUGCGCAAAAUUCACAUCAGAAAGGUCGCUUACAGAGUUGGAUACAGCUGGAACAAAGGUGGAAGACUCAAGGAGCUGAGAAUAAGGCACCUUGCAAGAAAGUUUCUGAAGAUAUGGAUACAGAACACCUUUGGCCGAGUUCUUCCUCAUGAAGCAAAGUCGCAUUAUAACAGAGUGGUACUGAGAAGAACCUUUGAAGGAUGGAGAGAUGAGUGGUGGUCAUCCAGGAGGGAGUGGAGUCUGAACAUGCGAGCAGACUGUCACUACAGGUAUUACCUGUGCAACUGGACUCUCCACAGCUGGCGAAUGUUUGUGUGUUUGCAGAGGGAAAAGAAGAUGCAACAGCAAAAGGCUCAGUCAUUUGCUGACAAGCAGCGGAUGCGUCUGGUGUUGGACAGAUGGGAGGUUUUCACAGAGAUGAGAAGACUGAAGAGCAGAAUGCUGGAAUCAGCUCUUGAGCAGUACAGGCUCUCAGCUAUGCACUCAGUGUGGAGCUUGUGGCAGACUAGAUUACAGCACCGUCGAGACCUUCACAUUUUGGAGGAUCAAGCACAGAAACAGAGGGCGCUAACCUUAAAGACAAGGGCUUGGCUUCAGUGGAAAGAGAUGCAGAUGGCUGCUUCUUGCCAGAAAGAAAAAGAAUCCAGAGCUGCGUUUCAUUUUAUCUCCAGAUUGAAAAGAAGAGCUUUGCAUCAGUGGAUAAGAUAUGUGUCGUAUCGCCACACCAAGAAAGAAACACAAGUUUUGGCUCAGCGUGCCUGCUCUCGCCUCCUGGUGAGGAAGUGUUGGAGUAAAUGGAGAAAUGCUCUCGAUCGCAAACACAGUGAAGAGACCCGUUUGCAAGCAGCAGCCAGUUUGGCCAUGCAGAGCAUCCAGUGCAGAGCACUGGUGCGUUGGAGAGCUUAUGUGGCAUUGUGCAGAGAAGAAACUGAAAGAAAGAAUGCAGCAAAUCAACACUACCAACAUCAUUUAAUGCGUGCUGGAUUGCGAGGGUUGUCUCUUAAUGUCGUGUUGAACAAAACAUAUCGACUGAACAACCGUAUGGCUAUCCAACAUUGUCAGCAAACGAUGACUUGUAAGUACUGGAAACUAUGGCAGGAUCGUGUGGAGGAAGCUGAAAACUGGAGUUUUAAACCCCUCAUAGAGAUGGCCCUGAGUAACUACAGCACUUCACUGCUUAGAAGACAUUUUCACCACUGGAGAGAGAAACUUGCUGAGCAGAGAUACAUGCAGGAACUGGAGCGUCGUGCAGACAUUUGGUUUGUAGACCGUAUGCUACCUCUGUGUUUCCAGUCUUGGGUUGAGUUUACCCUCCACAGCAGAAUGCUUCAACAGAGAAGACUCAAAGCUCAAGCUUAUAAUCGGCGGCGCCAGUGCGCCUGGGUGUUUUACACCUGGUGGGGGAAGUCGGAGAAGCUCAAGGAAGAGAUGCUUUCUGAGCGGAUGGCAGUUCUUCAUGACGAGAGAUGCCAGAAGCAGAGAGUCUGGACGCGAUGGAGGCAGCGCACACAAGAGCGGAUCAAAGAGGUGGAGAAACAGGAGGCUUCACGUAGUCUGUAUCGUCGCACACUUCUACACAGGACGAUGAUGCAGUGGAAGGAAAACAGCACUGAGCUACGAGACAGGAGAAACAGAGAGCAGCAGGCCUGCCAUCAGGGUGAUUUGCGCUGCUUAAGAAAGGCUGUAGAAAAAUGGGAAAAGUUUGUUCAGGUCCAGAGAGCAAAGAAAAGCAGGCUGGAAGAGGUUCAGAGUUGGCAUGAAGUUAAACUUCUAAAACACUCCUUUGUGGCCUGGAAGAAACACCACCUGCAGAUGUCUCAGAUCUAUGACAAUGCAGAGGAGCUUCACAAGCAGCACACUCAGUGUUUUCUCAGAGUGGCGCUUACUGAGUGGAGGGAAAAUGCAGAGCAGCGAGCAGAGAUCCGGCUCGAAGAGCAACAAGCACAGAAUCACUUCGAUCACUCCCUUCAGCUUAAGGUUACAAAGCGAUCUGAUGCAUACAUGUUCAACAUCAUCAGGCGUCUUCAUAUUUUCAACACCAAUUGCUUUCUUUUCACUAAAUCUUUCAAGGUGUUUCAUACAUGGAGAGAAGCAACAACACUUGCGGUGUCAAAGCGCUUCCAGCAGAGGGAAGCACUAAGCAGGGCUCAGCAGUCUAUAAAUGAAAUGCGGUUGCUGCAAUUUUUCAGACGAUGGAGGAAUCGGACCAGGGAGGCUCGGAGGGAGAGGAUAAUCAUGGAAAAAGCCAGGAGACACCAUAACUCCAAACUCCUUUCUAAUGCGCUGAAAGCUUGGAAAGAGCAUCACUACCAGCACCAGAAGAAUAAGGUGAUGAAACGACAGGGACUGUUAUUGCUGAGAUUAAAAAUGUACCAGAUGUACUUUGAGCAGUGGAAAACAAAGCUGCAGCACAGACAGCGAGAGGCGAAGCAAACGGAGAGAGCACUCUGGCACUGGUCCCUCACACUUCAGGCCAAGGUGUUGUAUGGGUGGAGGAUUUGGGUCACAGAGCAGCGGAGAAAGCAAGAACAUGCUGCCAGAGCUGCACUGGUCUACAGAGACCAGCUGCUGAGGGAGGGGGUGACAUGCAUCCUCACAUAUGCCGCUCAUAUGAAUGAUCUCACAACAAACCUAACACAACACAGUCAACUGCAAAGAUCACAACACCUCCAGAGAGUUGUUAAACGUUGUGCUGCACGGUGGAAGCAGCGGGCACUGUGCAAACCCCGAAGAGAGCAAGAGACGAGAGGGCAGCCAGCAAAAAAGAGUGUGAGCUUCUGUCUGAGCAGUGUUUCAUCUUCUGACUCAACAAAGCAGGAAGCUGCAGCUGGAUUGCACAGCAAGCUUACCCAGCCACAAUCUGCCGUCACCAACAUUAAAGCAGCUCCAAACUCAUCUGAGUCCAGUCGUCCCACACAGAAAAACCAUCCAGCGUCAAACUGCCGCCAUGCUGAUGAAGUUUUUGUUGCCUCUCCACAUCAGUGCAGUGUCAUGUCAACUGUGCCACCUUCUGAAUCUCUAAUGUUCAACAUGGACUUUUUUCAGCACACCCAAAACCAAGAACCUCUUUUACCUCCUUCUGCUUUCAUGACUACUGGGAUACAGAAUAAAUUCAAAUCAAGUCUUGGAGACUCUCCAGUUGAGCGUUUUCCUCAGUCUGUCACUUCUUUAGAUCCCCACUCAUCUGCAUAUCCAGAAACACGUCUGAGUGCAUCUGGUGGAGAAACUGAGGUUCCUGAUGCUAAAAAUGCAACAAGUGAUUCAACGUCAGCUCUGAUAAGCGAGCUUCUCAGGAUUCAACAGGACAUGAAGAGUUUCCAGCUGGACAGAAAGCAGCUCCGGGCAUGGCGAAAGCUGAAAGGGGUGUUACAGAGUUGGCUGCAGACCAGUGGAAAGGACGAAGUGAUGGAAAAAAAUGCUAUCUGUCAAGAGUUGAAGGACCGAACGGUGGUUGCUAGGGAACCACCAAAAGUGCAUAUUCCUCAACUAGUUGAGCCAGGAACCACUCACCAACCUCUUUUGGAGUUGCCAAGCCGUCUCUACGCCUGUUUGGAGGAGCUCAUCGACAGGCUGUCCACUAAGCUGGAAAAACAGAAACCGGUGAUGUUGCUGCACGCAGAGAGAAUCCAGCAUUUGCAGACUGUCCUCCGGAGUUUAGGACUUCAUGCUCCUCAUCAAAAAACAGAAGAGUCAGAAUCUCAAAACUCUGCAUUUCCAACAUGACAGGAAUAAUGGAGAGCGUGACGGGCUCACCUGCUGAUUGUUUGAACUGUUGUUCACUUGCCAGCAUCACAUUUUUUAAAAAUAGUCUGAUCUUAGAACUGAAUCAGCACAUGCAUAUUUAACUACUCUGUGCUUAUGUCUUUGCUGCCCUCAGCUGGUGGGGACCAAUUUGAAUGGUUCUUAUUAAUUAUUGUGUAAAAUGUCUUCGGCAUUCCCAAAACAUAAACGUCAAGUGCCUUAAAGGAACACUCAGCUCUAUAGCUGUAAAUCCAGCAAAACAUUGGAUAGGGGUCGUCCUUGUUGCAGAUGGUGCAAAAUAUUUUCCAUAUGUGUGCAAAGAGUGACUUUACUGUUUUCGGAGGAGGUGCCCUUACGCAAUAGGUCUGCUAUUACCCUGUUUGUAGCAGUGCUUCUAGUACUUCAGAAAAUCACUGAACUAAAAUCACAGAUUUUAGUUUAACAGAGAGGACUGCGGUCUGUUUGCAGAGUUAUUAUAUCUUUGAUCAAGAGCAAGUCAAAAUGCAAGGAUUUUAUCCCAUUUUACUCUUUUCCACCUUUGUGUGCUCUGUAAGUGGUAAGUGUUGUUACUGAACUAGGUGAUUAUUAUUGUUUCUUGAAAUAUUUUAUGUUCUUCAGCCUCGUAUUGUUGAGGUGUUUUUGGUUCCUGUUACCAUCUGUUUGGAGCAUUUGCUUUUCAGGACAUUAAUAAAACUGAGUUUAAUAAUAUGAA